UUAUAUAUUCCUUUUAUUUUGCUAGUCUGUGUUUCCAUUUUAAUUUUGUCCUGGUUGCUAAUAAGAAAAUUGUAUUUUAAUUUUGUGAAAGAAAGUAUACAUUGUCUUUCCUGGAUAUACCAUAAUUUUUCUAUUUUCUUAAUGAUUAUUUUUCAAAUUUUUUAUUCAGUAUUAUCCACAUGAUGUCAUUUAUAAAACAACAUUUAUUAAAUUAUUAUUAUUACAGAAUACUCUAAAAAAAUGUGCUGUUUUUUCUUUUCUUAAUGUGAUAUCCUGAAGAAAAAAAAGAUAGUGACAACUGGUCUCCCCUCUAGUCUUUAGGGUCAAAGGUCAAAGUCUUAUUCCUGCAAACUUGUCCAAAAUAAGCCUAAGCAAUAGGGAAAGUUUAAAAUAUUUCUCUCUUCUCCUUAUUCCUACAGAUACAUUGAACAAGCACAAGGAUAAGUAGAGGAGAGAACUCCAUCAAACAGAAUGUCAGAUACGCCUUUAGACUCGAAUACUCAAAACAUGGAAGGGGCAGGUGUUAAGAAUGACGCUGGUGAGGCGGAUACGGCGGUGGAAACUGUCGGAGGAACUGGUGACGAAGGGGGACGUGGAGGGACAAUUCCUGGCGAGAUAGGUGAUGAUAGGCGUACGGAGGAUGUGGAAGAGAAAGAAGACGAAGAAGAAGAAGAAGAGGGCAAAGAGGACGGGUCAAAGGUGGCUGAAGAGUUCUACGAAGUUGAAGCUAUCCGUCAUAAGCGAGUUCACAAAGGUGAGGUGCAGUAUCUGAUCAAAUGGAAAGGAUGGCCUGAAACUGAUAACACCUGGGAGCCUCUAGAGAAUCUGCAGUCUCUUUCUGCUUCUAUAGAUGCAUUUGAAAAACGGUAUAUAUGUUGCAUCUAA
This is a messenger RNA of Brassica rapa (field mustard), 885 nucleotides long. RefSeq names its product chromo domain-containing protein LHP1. The record is from RefSeq and is a predicted model, not a curated record. Lineage: Eukaryota; Viridiplantae; Streptophyta; Magnoliopsida; Brassicales; Brassicaceae. Gene Ontology annotation, biological process: heterochromatin formation.